GGUGUCUCUCCUCUGCCAACCCUGAGCGAGGUGGUGCGGAGCCGAGCGUGUCCUUCCCCCCCUGUCAGUCAGUGUGCCGAGGCCGCUUGCCGCUCGGCACACACGCGCCCCCGCCAAGCCCCGAUUCGCUUGGGGCUUUGACAACACCUCCGCUUCCGCGACACUGCCUUGGACCCCCACGGGCAAACAAUUGGUGCAGACCAGAUCCCCUCCUGAUUGUCUCAUCUCAUCUCACCCUCCCUCCGUCCCUCCUCGUCCGAUCCUCUCCCCGCAAUACCAAGCAGCAUCGGCGUCAGCGUGCGACCAUCCCCUCACCUUCCUUCGAAGCUUUUCUUGCACUUCAUCUGACGUUCGGCACCUUGACCACCUGGUAACAACCUCCUUCAAGCUCUCGCCGACUCCCCCGCCACCUCCAUUCGCCAUGUCAAGAGGAAAGAAGAGCGGCUUUGAAUUUCUCUGCUGCGCUAUCCCGCUGAUCAAUGUGGGAGCCUACGUCACCGUUGUGGAGAUUGCCAUUGUCGCAUUCCUCGUCGGAAUCCUGGCCCUCGCACCUUCCUACUCCAUUGUCGCUGGUCUAGGCGUGAUACCCUCCUUCGGAAAGGCCAUUGUCUCGGCCCUGGGAUUCGUCACUGCCGUAUGGCAGAUUGUCGGUCUCGUCGCCGUUCGCAAAGAGGCGACUAAGCUCUACCACGCCUACACCAGGAUCACCACCCUGCUCACCCUAGCCAUCCUCGCCGCCACCAUUGCCUUCUUGGUAGUAGCCGCCACACAGCACGAUACCGCCCAGAGUGCCUGCAAUGCCUCUUAUGGCGCUACUCCCGCCACCACUUCGAGUGGUUACACCAGCUCUGCCAUCUCUGAGAACUUUGGUGAUCAGAUCUGCGACUACUUCAUCUGGGCUCAGAUCGGAGCAAUGGGUGGUCUGAUCCUGCUUUUGGGCCUCACCCAGCUGUACAUGUGCUUUGCCUUGGGAGCCUACGGUCGUGCACAGAGGCGAGCCACUCGAGACUACAAGACUGUCGGCGCAGGCGCACCCUACGAGUCAGCACCCGAUGACUCCUAUCCAUUGACCGCCCGCAACGCAGAGGGCAAAGUCGACUCGGGUGUAUGGGAGGACUCUCGUCGCAACUCCUUCUCGGCAGACGCAGCUUACGGUGCUGGACAUAAUCGUGCUGCAGGCCCCGCGAAUCGUUAUACGACUUAUGGCGACGCUACCCCUGGCUACUCUUCAGGCAUCGCUACUCCGCAAAACACCGAUGGAGAUAUCCGUGCUGGUUACGGAGCGCCCGCUGGGUACCCAACUGGCAAUGACUCUCAUUACGGAUCGGGAGCCGACUACCAAUCUACCUCAGCCCAUUAUGCAGAGCCUGCGUCGGGAGCAUAUGGCGCACCUGCUGCAGGCCAGUACGGACCGCGCACCGGUGCUUCCGCUCCUUACGAGACCUAUCACGCACAAUGAGGGACGGAAUCUCUGUGUCGUUUUUCCUCCCUCCCCUUCAGAUUGUACAUACAUCGCUCCGCUCGAGCAUCAUCCCAGACCAACGGACUUUUCCUACCUCCAUUCCUUCUCGUCUGACAGUUCCCUUCUCAUCGAGCGUGCUGCUCAACACUGUAGAUUGCACAUGAAUCCGUCCCCACAUAUGGCUGUAGCACAACCUCACUUCGCACCAAUUGUUCCAGUCAAUGACAUGAUAGUACAAACGGUCCAUUGUUUUCAGACAUACUGAUCAGAACACGUUCUCAUAAGAUUCGGGGAAAGGACAGUCGCCCGGUGACGUAG
Molecule: messenger RNA, 1780 nt
Organism: Microstroma glucosiphilum
Lineage: Eukaryota; Fungi; Basidiomycota; Exobasidiomycetes; Microstromatales; Microstromataceae
Exons: 1
Coding region: 422-1459 (345 amino acids)
Source: RefSeq, a predicted model, not a curated record